Messenger RNA from Thelazia callipaeda (thelaziosis nematode), 894 nucleotides. The record is from the annotation of a GenBank genome assembly. NCBI's taxonomy places the organism in Eukaryota, Metazoa, Nematoda, Chromadorea, Rhabditida, Thelaziidae.
AUGAUUGAAACUUUUCAGCUAACUAUCGAUCAAAGUAAGUUAACAAAGAGCAUAAACAGACAAAUCCAAACAAACAGUGCGAUAGAGACUGUAGUGCUUGGAAAAGUUGCCAUCAGUGACAGUGCAAUGUUAGUCAUAGACGAAUUUGUGGAAAGGUCGUGUGCUGCAGGUAUAGAAGGAUUACGUAAAGAAUUUGCAAACUUGAAAGGUUUUAUUCCUCCAAACUUUCACCACAAUCAGUGCUUGGCUAAUUUUAAUAGAAAUCGGUACAAGGAUGUAGUCUGCUUGGAUUCAACUCGUGUAGUACUUACUUUAAACGUUCCACCUGAGACCGAUUACAUUCAUGCAAACUGGAUUAAAUUAUGGGGUGUUGAUCACGUGUUUAUUGCGACACAAGGCCCAUUAGAAUCAACUGUUGGGGAUUUCUGGCGUAUGAUUUAUCAAGAGGAAGCAAAAACGAUAUUAAUGUUAGCUAAAACAGUUGAAGAUAAUAAGCAAAAAUGUGUACAGUAUUGGCCUGAAAAAGAUGGCUCAAGGAGAAAGCACGGCUGUAUGUAUGUUAGUAAUAAAAAGGUAGAAAAGGACGAUAAAUUUACAAAGAAUACAAUCGAGGUAAUUCCAGAGGGUUCUGCCAAUUCAGUUAUCUUGAAAUUGAUACAGAUGACAGAUUGGCCUGAUCGUGGAGUACCAAAAAGUGGGAUGAGCGUAUUAAGAAUGCUAAAACUUAUUGAACCUAAUGGUCCAUGUGUAGUGCACUGCUCAGCAGGUAUUGGAAGAACUGGAACUGUAAUUUUGGUUGAAACUUGCUUGCAACGAUUAUGGAAAGGUUAUAGACUUAAUGUAAGAUUUUUUUUUGAUUUUAAAUGUGAUCAUUUAUGUUUAAUAAUUGAAUAA